Leptosia nina is the source of this 3900-nucleotide messenger RNA. Lineage: Eukaryota; Metazoa; Arthropoda; Insecta; Lepidoptera; Pieridae. The record is from the annotation of a GenBank genome assembly.
AUGGCAGUAUCUACGGCGAUGUUUUUAUUCGAAGUAGUUGUUGAAAAUGUAAAAAGUUUGGUGGAAAGUCGACAGAUGAUGAUAAAAAGCGAGUUUGCCGAUAUAUUUUCUUUAGAGUUGAAAGACCCUAAACAGAUGCACAUUGUUAUGCCUGAACCUCCUCCUCUACCACCCGAGCCGCCGGGGAAGAAGGGAAAAAAACCAAAACCACCCAAAAAGGGGAAAAAGGGAAAAGAAGAAGCCCCACCACCCGAACCUGUGAUACAAUCCGGACAGUCAGUAUUAUUCACUAGUAGUGCAGAGUUCUUGAUUCAGUCUAUGAAAAAAUUUCCAUUAGAAUUGUCUUUGUGGAGUAGAGAAGACAAUUUUUCUUAUAUUGGAACCACAUAUGUCCCAUGGGACCCUAAAUUCUAUACUUAUUUAGAAAAGAUUUGUAAUUCUGAAGAACCACCUCCAGUCACUUUAAACGAAGAAUAUAACAUAUUUGAGGAAGGAACCGCAAAGUUGAUGACGAAAAUAUCAAUACAAGUAAAAUUAACAUACCUCACUGAUAAAGUUACAACUUGCUUUCGUACGCUAUCUGAAGAUCCAUUAGUAAAAAAAGUUCUGUAUACGGGACUCAAUUCAAAAACUACUUCCUACAUGUGUACUAUGAAAACGACGGACGAAGAUUUCGAAGAAAACUGUAACAAAGUGGAAAACAAUUACAUUGUCGAUAAACCAAAGCCCGCCAAAAUUGUAUACGCUGACUUUAAAAAUGCACCUGGUGCUAAUCUCACAUUCUUUAACGAAGGAGACUAUUGUUGUAUGAGUCACGCGGAUAAAGCCCCAGAAUCAAUAUACAAAGCGCCAGAAACGUGUCCAAAUAUUGAUUACAUUAUAGAUUAUGUUCGGAAAAUUAUUGUCUCCUGUAAUGAUAACAUGAGAAUGUUGACACCUCGUCCAUCUAUAAAGCCGCGAGUCAAAGCGACCGAUAUAGACAGACUAUGUUACUGCAAAGAAACAAAUUGGCCUGAAGGGCAGUUCGCUGAAAGAUUUAAGAAACACGUGCAGUCCGACCCAUGCCCAAUGUGCAUUAAUGCUGGAAAAAAACCAGAAGGAUCUAGGGCUGCAACCUUUGACAUAGCUAAUAUAAGAGGCCCUUGUGGCAAACCAGACUGUCGAAUAGCUAGAGAUCUGAGAGCAUAUAUUGAGAAGCUGGUGGAAGAAGAUAAUAUGGAAAUAGAUAUAAAUGAUAUCAUAGGACCAUGUGGCAGCAAUAAAUGUACUCUUGCUGAAAAAAUCCAACAGUUCUUACGGCACGAGGGAGUAUUUAGCCAAGGUAGUAAUUUGGAGGGCUUAUCAACACAAUGCGCUUGCAUCAAACAAAUGCAAGAAGCUUUAACCAAGAAAGAAGAGGUGUGUGACGAAGCUUGUAGCAAAGACUGCGAAAACAGUGACAGCGAUGCUAGUCGUUGUGAUGGUGAAGCGUGUCCACAUAAGAAUGUUCAAAAAAUAUACGACGUCUAUUAUUUCACAGUCGAGCAUGAUUUUGAAAAAAGUUCCGGGACAAGUUCACCCCCAACUGAUACUGAUAAGUCUUCAAAGUUUAAAUAUUGUUCCACCGACUGCCCUAGCGCUAAAACGUCAGAAAAAGUAUCUUGUUCAAAAACUACUUGCUCUACAUUAAAUAAAAGGAGCGAAGAACAUGUUGACGGCGGUGAUGAUAAAUGUAAAGAACCCGAGUGUCCGGUGAUAGGGGCGUUCCCACCCAGUCCUGCAGAUAGUGACAUAGAAAUCAAUUUGGAAGACAUACACAAUCCAUGCUGCGUGAAAACGUGCGAUGUUGCAGAAAAAGUGAAAGAUUUCAUAGUAGACGGUGUUAUGAGUAAGAAAAAGAGAAAAGUUGAAGACGAUGACCCGUGUUAUUGCGACUGUGUAUGUACUUUUAAGUUUAAUAAAAACACCACGUAUUGUGCUGUCUGUGGAGGUUACGAAUGUCUGGGUGAAGAUGUAAAAGAAAUGCCAGAGUAUGCAAGACCCCAUCCAUGUCCCGUUUACCAUAAAUUAUAUGAUAAGAAAUAUAUUAAAACAAAAAGUCCUUGGCCAGACGAAGAUCCUAAUUUAAAACAACCUGACACUGUUAGUAAUAAAAGUUCAAGAACUACUGGUUCAAAGCUUGCAUCUGGGGAAAAAAGACUCACCGUAUCACGUUCUAUGAAAUCUAUAGAUAGAAAAUCAGAUAAGAAAGAAAAAAGUGCGGAAAAGGUAAAAAAAAGUAAAGAAGAGAAAAAGAAAGUCGGAAAAUUUACGGCAAAUGUACCCGAAUCGACGGCGCAAUUAGUACCGGUAGAAAAAAAGCCUGAAAUUAAGUACCCUUAUCCACCAGUCCCAAAGAACAUGGGGUGGAAUUGGACCGCAGAAGACAUUCCUGGAAUGAAGCCACGUCCUAUGUGGAAACCUGGCGCAGCUAAUAAAAUACUAGUCAGAAGAUACAGAGCACUACUCGAAGGUGUGGAUGUGGUAGCCAAAAAGAAACGUGCCAUGAUGCAGAGAAAAAAAAAGACCGACAUUAAGCCCACCUUGAUAGUUAAAAAAGAAGAUGGAGAGUACACCGUUCAAAUGGAAGUAUUUAAAAAGUAUUCAAAAGAGCGUCUUUUGUUCCAAAAUCCAUAUGAAGAUAAACUACCCAUUGUGUAUACAAUAGGCAAAACAGAAGAAGAAAAAAUGAAAAUUAGAAAACAACGCGAGAGAAGAGAACGCCGAGAAACAAGAAGAAAGAGUCGUUUACUACAAUCUACGUUUAGAGAUAAGUGUCAAGAGAUCUGUUUAAAAGCCUACAAUCAAGCCAUAGGUUUAUUACCCGUUCCAGACCCUAAUAGCCCCGAUUGUCCCUGCCAUACAAGUGGUGUGCAGAAUAUCAGCCCCCCUGUAGAUUCUUGUUCUUGCUCAGACGAGGGGAGCAUAUCAAGUAGUGAUACAGAUGGAGAUGAAUGGGAAAUACAAUUUUCGCCGCCAGCUGCUCGUUAUGAUGCUAAAGCAAAGCAUCCACCGGUUUUAAUGGAUAACGAAACUCAAUACACCUAUUUGGACUAUAAAGUGAAAUUGCUCGACAAGAGUGGCAAUCAAGUGCCUAGGUACUUCAAAGGUCCUGACGGUAAACAGGAAUGCAGUGACUUGGGCGGUUUUUGGGGCCCCGGUCACGUGUGGUUGGAGAUUAAUAAGGACGGUUACAUUGGACCAGACAUAAGAUGGGUUCCAAUGAACUUCACUGGUCCUGAUGGAAUGUAUUACUCAGCCGAAGAGGGAUUCUUUACAGAUAACAGUGGUAAACUAUUAAAAAUCGGAAUAGACGGGUACAUAGAUAAGGAUGGGAAAUGGGCCUGGUAUUCGAAGCGAAGAAGUGCUAGAAGUCCAAAAUCUACAGUGACUGGAACUACAGUAGAUUCGAGAAAAACAGCGCGACCCGAACCAUACUCUAAAGGUACAGGUGAUGCAAAACCAAAAGGCAAUGUGCGUGUGCAGGCCAAGGACACGACAAAGCCAGCACCCAAGAGAGGGAUAGAUAAAGCAAAAAAAACCGUCUCGUACUCAUCCAAAGCAAAGACACCGUUAGUAAUGAGCGCUUCAGUUAACUAUGAUAAGUACAGACUGCCACAACAAGAGUAUCCCAAGUGUAAAAUCGAGGCAAAAACGCUAGCAAAAUAUAAAGAAAUCAUGAAGGAUCUCUCAAUGUAUGACGAUUUAAUGUUUGAUGUGAAACCGCCGAUGAAGACCAGUAGGGCGUCGAAUACACCAAAGAAAAAGAGUGGCGUAUGCCCGACUUUUGGUCGACCACGAAAAACUGUAUCCCAUCUGUCUGAUAUAAUAUCUAUUGCGAAUAAAACUAAUCCUUCUAAUGGUUGUCUUAACAUCCUUUAA